Messenger RNA from Xyrauchen texanus (razorback sucker), 2198 nucleotides. Its product is annotated as interferon regulatory factor 4-like. NCBI's taxonomy places the organism in Eukaryota, Metazoa, Chordata, Actinopteri, Cypriniformes, Catostomidae. The record is from RefSeq and is a predicted model, not a curated record. Gene Ontology annotation, molecular function: protein binding; DNA-binding transcription factor activity, RNA polymerase II-specific; RNA polymerase II cis-regulatory region sequence-specific DNA binding. The transcript has 9 exons. The coding region runs from base 84 to 1376 and encodes 430 amino acids. Gene Ontology annotation, biological process: regulation of transcription by RNA polymerase II; immune system process. Gene Ontology annotation, cellular component: nucleus.
AGCUGAACUACGUUACUGACGAAUUCCAAAACUCGAAAGAACUGAAAGAGAGCAGGACGCGCUUCAGUGGGCUACUUUCUGCAAUGUGUUCAGAUGAAGAGCGCGCGAUGACUGGGGGCUCAGGUAACGGAAAGUUGCGUCAGUGGCUGAUCGAGCAGGUGGACACUGGAAAAUACCCUGGACUCGUGUGGGAGAACGAGGAGAAGAGCAUCUUUCGGAUUCCGUGGAAGCACGCGGGCAAGCAGGACUACAACAGGGAUGAGGACGCUGCGCUCUUCAAGGCUUGGGCGCUGUUCAAAGGCAAGUAUCGGGAGGGGAUCGACAAACCUGACCCGCCAACGUGGAAAACGCGCCUUCGGUGCGCUCUCAACAAAAGCAAUGACUUCAAUGAGCUCGUGGAGCGCAGUCAGCUUGAUAUAUCGGAUCCAUACAAAGUGUAUAGGAUCGUUCCGGAGGGAUCAAAGGCGAAAGCAUCAAGAUCGUUUGAAGAUUCACAGUCCAAUUCAAGCUCGCCCAGCUAUCCAAUACAUCCACCUUAUGCACCAGCAGCUUCUCAGGUGUGCAAAUACAUUUCUCCAGCAGAGAGAGGAUGGAGGGAUUACCCCACCCUGUCUGAGAUCCCUUACAGCCAGAGCCCAUAUACUUCACGCUGGGACCCUGGAUACCAAUUCAGUGGCACCUUCUACAGUUGCACUGCUUCAGAUCCACAGCCCUCACCGUUCUCCCUGGAUGCCAGCAUGAGAUCAGCUGAGGCUGUGGCCCUUUCAGAUUACCGCUUACAUGUGAUGGUGUUUUACCGGGAUGCUCUGGUACGAGAGGUAACAGUGAGUAGUCCAGAGGGUUGUCAGCUGGGCCCGAGCAGAGAGGGACAGAUCUACGCUUCACCUGGGGCCCCAGAACUGGUUGAACUCCCUCAUGCUGAAGGGGCAUCACUGGAGCAUGGCGUUAUGCUCUGGAUGGCCCCUGAUGGGUUGUAUGCCCGGCGUCGCUGUCCCUGCAGGGUGUACUGGGAGGGAGCUCAUGCACCACCUACUGACAAACCCAAUAAACUGGAGAGAGAGCAAACAUGCAAACUGCUGGACACUCAGCUUUUCAUAACAGAUUUGCAGAGUUACUCCCUACAUGGUCGCCCUGCCCCGUGUUCCCAAGUGCUGCUGUUCUUUGAGGAGGAAAGCACUGAUGCACAAAGACCAAGAAGAACCCUUACAGUACAGGUUGAGCCACUGUUUGCUCGCCAGCUUCUCUUUCUUUCUCACCCUGGCAGCAUAAACUACAUCCGCACUCAUGAGCUUUCACACUUGCCCCCUGAACAUGCCCUCUCUCCAUGUCAAGAUUUCCACAGAGUCGUCACGCAUCACCAUAACAGCGGCCCUUAAAAUUGACCCUAAACAGCUUUUCACACUACGCUUAACCUUGAGUUAAUGUCCUUUUUUAAUCCCGGGUUAGAGUCAGUUUUAACCCUGGGUUAGCAUGGUUUAUCAAGAGUGAUUAAGAGACAUUUCCAGAGAUGGACAAGCAGUUUUUAUGCAGGUUUUGUGCUUGCAACAUGAUGUACUUGUUCAAUAAUUAUUCAAAUAAACAUGUGAAUUGUCAGAAUCUAGAUAACCCAGGAUUAUGUUAACACAGUAUUAAAAGUGACCCAGGGUUGGCAAUUUCAACAAUGAAAGGCCCAUUCAUAUUUCCAAGCUAAAGCUUAACAAGCAAAUGGUGGAAUUCAGCAAUGUAAUGUAACUCAAGCUUCAGUUCCUUGGAAUGGAGCAGAACCACACCAGAAUAAUGUGCUAAUAGAUUGUUGCCAUAAAUCAUGUUUAAAUCUGAGAAAGACUCAAAGCAUAUGGCUGUGUACAAAUCACUAGAAUAAAUUAUUGUAUAAUGCCAGCAUACCCUUAAAGUGUGGGCUGUUUGCUGACAUGACAUAGAGGAAUGUAAAUUGUGCAUAUUAGCUGUGCAUUAUUGUGUUUGUCACACAAGCAUUGUUACAUUUAUUUGAACUGCAAUGCAACUGUAUUCGGAAUGUAAAAGCCAAAGAAUUUGAUGUAUAUAAGCUAUGCAUGUACUUGUUUUUAAAUGGAAAUUCUUUUCUAAACUUUUACUUGUACAGUUCUGACAAAAUGCUCUACUUUUAUUCCACUACUUUAGCUUUUUCAUGUUGUAAUGCCCAGAGUGCCUAAAAUGUGUCAUAUUUGUGUCAAACUUCC